AUGGACAAAGAUUGCGACAUGUUAUAUAAGAACAUCUCUGACCUUUACAAAUCUGAAGAAUUUAAGACCUACGACAACUUUGUUUCAUUAGUUGCAAAAUGUGUUUGGGAAAUAAGAGAUAAAGAUAGUAGGGGUAAGGUAUGGAACGAACAAAUAAGACCCGCUAUGUUCGAGAUGAAGAGAGCAAUUGACGCCUUAGUUGUUUUAGCAGGUAAGGUUUCAGAAUAUAACGCAAAAAUGAACCCACAAUGUUCUAAAUGUAAAGCAGCAAUUAGGAAAUAUAACUACUCCGUCAAAGAGAUAGAAAGAAUGCGAAACGACUAUGCAGACUUAAAGAAAGAAGCAGAAAAACCAGCAGAAAAUAAAAUGGAUAUGUUAGCAUUUCUGAACAAAAACUAUCCAACAGCAGAAGAUUUCCUAUUAUCUGACGUCAAGAAGAAGUAUAAAGAAACUUUCGGUAUCGUUAAAACAUUCGAUAUCCUCAGCGAAGAAAUAGAAGCUACGAAAUUGUUUAGGAUUUCAAAUAUACAUCAUACAAUUCAUGUAAAACGCUUAUAA
Messenger RNA from Trichomonas vaginalis G3, 558 nucleotides. RefSeq names its product organellar and viral DNA polymerase type B. Bases 1 to 558 code for a protein of 185 amino acids. The transcript has a single exon. The record is from RefSeq and is a predicted model, not a curated record. Lineage: Eukaryota; Parabasalia; Trichomonadida; Trichomonadidae.